GUACUAUAAAUAGGACCCCUCUAAAUAAGGAAAAUGCAUCAGAAAAAACACAAAACAUAGAAAUCAUAAAAUUGACCCAAAAUGACGUCACAAAAUAAUGGUCACGUUUUGUUGAUACCAUACCCUUCUCAAGGGCACAUCAACCCCAUCUUACAAUUCGCCAAACGUUUGGCCUCCAAAGGCGUCAAGGCCACCGUCGCCACCACCACCUACACCGUGAAAUCCAUCAACUCCGCCGCCGUCUCCGUCGAGCCGAUCUCCGACGGAUUCGACGAGGGCGGCUUCGCGCAGGCGAAGCGAGCCGACGUCUACCUCCGCUCGUUCGAGGCGACCGGCUCGCGGACUCUGUCGGGCGUGAUCGCCAAGUACGAGGGCACGGCCCACCCGGUGAACUGCGUCGUGUACGACUCGUUCUUCCCGUGGGCCCUCGACGUGGCGAGGCAGCACGGUGUGCACGCGGCAGCGUUUUUCACGAACUCUGCCGCCGUCUGCGCCGUGUUUGCCCAUGUCCACGUUGGGAACUUGGCAGUGCCGGUGGUGGCCGGGGAGGAGGAGGCAGUGGUGCUGCCGGGGAUCCCGCCGUUGAAGGGUCAAGAUGUUCCGAGCUAUCUCACGGCGCCGGAGAGCUAUCCGGCGUACUUUUCUAUGUUGAUGAAACAGUUCUCCAACGUGGCAAAUGCUGAUUGGGUAUUUGGAAACACAUUUCAUGAAUUAGAAGGAGAGGUGAUGGCUUGUGUGUCACAUGUGUGGCCGGCAAAAUUGAUUGGGCCCAUGGUCCCAUCGUCUUAUUUGGACGGCACUAUCGAAGGCGACAAUGGGUACGGUUCAAGUUUAUGGAAGCCCAUUGGCGAGGAGGCCCAAAAAUGGCUAGAGACAAGGCCCAAUGACUCCGUUGUCUACGUCUCUUUCGGAAGCAUGGUGUCUUUAAGCCCAAACCAAAUGAACGAGUUGGCUUGGGCGUUGAUAGACUCCUGCUUGGACUUCCUCUGGGUCGUGAGGGAGUCCGAGCAGAGCAAGUUGCCCGACGGGUUCUCGGACGCCGCGGCCAGGGGGAAAGGACUGGUCGUGUCGUGGUGCAACCAGCUCGAAGUGCUGGCCCACCAGGCUGUCGGGUGUUUCGUGACGCACUGCGGGUGGAACUCGACUCUGGAAUUGCUCAGCCUCGGAGUCCCUGCAGUGGCGAUGCCGCAGUUCACCGACCAGUUCACCGACGCGAAAUUCAUCGAGGAUGUAUGGAGGGUUGGCGUGAGGCCGAGAUUGAACGAGUUCGGGACGGUGGAUAGGGAGGAACUUGGGCGUUGUCUUAAGGAAGCGAUGGAAGGGGAGAGGAGUGAAGAGAUAAAGAGGAAUGCAAGGAAGUGGAGGGAGUUGGCUAAGGGUGCAAUUAGCAAAGGGGGGAGUUCUGAUAUGGUUAUUAAUGAUUUUGUGGAGCACCUCAAAUGUCCUAAGGGAAAUAUCAAUUAUGAAUGAGUAGUUUAUACUCUUUUGUAUCAGCAUGUUCAAAAAUAUUUUUCUCAAUUCUAUAUAUGUGUGGUUGGAAAGUCAUUUUUACUUCAUUAAGAGUACUUUAUAUACUCAAUAAACACAAUAUUAUUUUAUCUUAAAUUUGUCUGUGUGAUAUCCUAAUACUCCAAAGAUUGCUUAAUAUAUUCAAUACACAAUG
This is a messenger RNA of Cuscuta campestris, 1663 nucleotides long. Lineage: Eukaryota; Viridiplantae; Streptophyta; Magnoliopsida; Solanales; Convolvulaceae. The record is from the annotation of a GenBank genome assembly.